Molecule: messenger RNA, 2231 nt
Organism: Paramecium octaurelia
Lineage: Eukaryota; Ciliophora; Oligohymenophorea; Peniculida; Parameciidae
Source: the annotation of a GenBank genome assembly
AUGAACAGUCAUCGCAAAUUGACUCUUUAUGAAUAUCAAACAAAAUAGAGAUAAAUCCACGAACACAAAAGUCCCAAAUCCAAUAAAUUUCUUACUCCUUAAAAAAAGAUGAAUAUACUUAUUCCCAAGAUACAUUUGACUUGCAAACAGCUCUAACCAAAACUAUUUUCAGAUAGAUCCACUUAUUCCUAUCAAAAUUUGAAUCUUCCUUUCACUUAAAAUAUGACCAAGCUGACUAAACUGCAAUCUUUGGAAGAAGAGUCUAAACAUUUCGAAACCAAGAACUAUCAUCUGACAAUUGAAUAAAAAAGUCCAAAACAAGAGGGAAUAGAAAAACUUAGGACUUAAUUGAACGAACAAUUUUUAAAGGAAAGCUCAUUUAAUAGAGCAGGAGCUUGUCUCUAAUUUCUUGAACCUUCACUGGUUCAUAAUAUGUGUAAUUAUAUCAUAUUGAAUUUAGUAAACCUUUCACCUAAAGCAAAGGUAAAUUCGAACCUUCGUGCUUCGGUUUCUUCGCGAGAUUAAAAUGGUAACACAGCUCUUCAUUACGCUGCCAGAAAUGGAAAUACCCAUCUUGUACAAGCUCUCCUGUACAAAGAUAUACAAAUAGAUUCAUAGAAUGAAGAUAAAAUGACACCACUUUUAUUGAGUGCUUAUUAGUACUAGUUUAUAUAUAUUAUCUUAGUGGAAAAAUUGAAACCUUAUAAAUAUUGGUCAAUUUGGGAGCUAACAUCAACCAUCAAGAUAUUCAUGGCAACUCCUCUCUGCAUUAUGCAUGCAAAUUUAAUUUUAAGUAGAUUGUUGAAUUUUUACUUUAAAAACCGCAUCUUAUCCUAUUGCAAAAUCAAGAGUCAAAAUAUCCAGAUUACUACAUUGAGGAUCCAGAGAUCGCCUAGAUAUUUGCAGACCAUUUGGAAUAGACAAAUGGUAAAACUAUAAAAAUACGUUUAGAAAAACGAAUGAAAGAAGUUAUAAUUUAAACUACUUAAACCGAAACAAUAUUAAAAAUGUUUUAAAGAAAAAAUAUUAAAUAGAUAAAAAAUUUAAUUUAAAAAUGCAAGUCUUCAAACAACCUAGAGAUAAUAUAGGACUCAACCCCAAGAAUAAAAUAAUUAUAAACAACCUUAUAAUAACUGGAAUAAUUUAAAAAUUAAAAGCGGAUAUUCAACAAACAACAAACUAUCUCAACCAAUUACUCUGAAUCUUGUAAAAACUUAAAGGAGGAUGAAGUAUCACUAUCAUAGUUUUAAAUCUUGGGUUUAAUUGGAAAAGGGAGUUUCGGUCAAGUCUAUCUAGUGAAGAGAUUCAAUUAAUUAUAUGCAAUGAAAGUAUUAGACAAGAUCAUGGUAUUAAGUAAAUCUAUGUAAUAAACCUAUUAUAGAACACAAUUUAUUUCCCUAUGCUUAAACUGAAAGAAAUGUCUUAUCCAUGACUUCGCAUCCCUUUAUAGUAAAGUUAAGAUACGCCUUUCAAACACCAGAUAAAUUGAUUAUGAUGCUGGAUUAUUGUCCAGGUGGAGACUUGGGAUAGCUUUUGGAAGAAGAAUAAAGACUUCCAGAAGAAUAAGUCAAAAAUUACAUCUGCGAGAUAAUCCUUGCUUUGGAAGAUUUACACUAAAGAGACAUUAUUUAUAGAGAUCUUAAACCAGAAAAUAUAGUUAUUGAUGCUGAUGGACAUGCUAUUCUUACUGAUUUUGGACUUUCAAAGGAGGGCAUAUUUCAUGCUAAUCAAGGAGCAAGAUCAUUUUGCGGAUCGGUUGCUUACUUAGCCCCUGAAAUGCUUAAACGAAAAGGCCAUGGAAAAGCAGUAGAUUGGUAUUUACUUGGAGUGGUCAUGUAUGAAAUGUUAGUGGGAGUACCUCCUUAUUAUGAUAAUGAAAAAGAUCAGCUCUUUAACAAUAUUGAGAAUGCUACCCUUAAAAUUCCUUCGUUCAUUUCACCUUAAGGCAGAAACUUAAUAAAAUAAGUAAAUAUUAUUUUGCUAAAUAGCUUCUCUAAAGAAAUCCUCUCAAAAGAUUGGGCUCAGGAGUUGGUGAUUCUUUGGAAAUCAAACAACAUCCAUACUUUCAAGAUGUUGAUUGGGAAAAAGUCAAAAACAAAGAAUUGGAACUUCCUAAACCAACCAGAAAAAUAAAGAUUGAUACAUAAAUUGGCUAGAAUCUUUUUGAAAAUGAACAUCAGGAGCUGUCCUCUCAUAUUCAUGGAUGGUCCUAUGUUCAUGCAGACUUUUGA